Molecule: messenger RNA, 1500 nt
Organism: Penicillium brevicompactum
Lineage: Eukaryota; Fungi; Ascomycota; Eurotiomycetes; Eurotiales; Aspergillaceae
Exons: 3
Coding region: 1-1500 (499 amino acids)
Source: RefSeq, a predicted model, not a curated record
AUGCGUGCCUUUUCCGAUCAUCCAAUCGGUGAACUUCCCGAAUUAGUUCCCGACUUCUCGCAAUGCAACAAGGCCGAUCUCGAUGCGUACCGCCGAAUCUUCAUUGAUAGCGACCCGCACAAUCUUGAGUAUACGUUCAAGCUGCUCAUGAAUAUUGUGAAGCGGCCUUGUCUUGGUCAUCUCGUGGAGCGAAUUGAGUAUAUACACAUACCUACCAAUUAUGAGGAUUGGCCCAAUCCACCAUACCAGCGCGACUUGGCCACAGAUGAUUUGGAUCUGCUGAGACGAGCAGUGAGAAAUGCAGGUUUCAAGGACCGCAAAGAGCAUCGCAUCAUGAGCAUGCUCAUGCAAAAUAAUUUGGAACAAGACUUUCGCCAAACUCCCACUAGCUGCUUUGGUUUCUCAGACUUUGGCAUAGCCCGCACGUUUGUCACCCAAGCGAUAGCUGCUAUGAUCGUUUCUCUGUCACCAAAUCUUGAAAGCAUGGCUAUGACACAGAUUUUUGACCACCACCUCAGUCUUGAAGAAGGCAAAGCGGAUGCCAUAGACUAUCCUCUUGUGCAAGUCUUUCAAUUUGCAAAUUCUCGGUCAAAGGGAACAACACACUUCCUCCAGAAGCUGCGAGAUGUGUAUCUCAUCAAUUUCUCAGAAGAUAACGACGACCGGUUUUACGUAAGAUUCGACCUGAUGGCCGCUCUUGGGCUCUUCAACAAACUCCCAUCAAUCGAGUCAUUCGGUAUAGAUGUGUUCGAACCCGACGACAACAGCGGGUUCCAGCAGUGUGAGUUCAAAAGCUCAAACAUCAGCAUCAUCAGAAUCAACCAUUCUCUCCUCAGCUCUGAUUAUCUGCUGUGCGUUAUGGCCGCGAGCAAGGUAAUCACUGAGAUCCAAUUCACCGCAGGAGGAAGGACAACCCUCGAUGGGGGCUACUUGUUCAACCCGAAAGCUUUUCUCAAGGGGCUAGCCGAACACAAGAAGACGCUCAAGGUCCUCGACAUCAACACGGACGAAUAUCUCUCCCACUUCCCCGGGGGCCCGGGGGACUUUGAGGUCGACAUGUGGGAGGAAGAUGAGCUUGAUGAGAACAACUCUGAGCUUAUCAUGCAUAAUUACUUCACAUCGAUAUGGGACCGCCACGUAUCUUUGAAAGAUUUAGUGGCACUGGAACAUUUGAGCAUCGGGAUUGGAUUUUUGAUCUAUCUCGCCCAGGGUGUGGAAGUGGACGAUGCGACAAGAGCAAGUGUGAUGCUCGUGGACUGUCUACCAGACAGCCUGGAGUAUCUUUCUAUCCAAGGAUACCAACCGGGCGAGAAUCGAUUGUGGGAUACUCAGAUAAAAGCAUUAAUGGCCCGGUUCGAGUCAGGUUCCUUACGACUGAAGGAGAUCAAUGGGGUCAAUGAAUGUAUUCCGAUUGGGAAUCAUAUUGAGAACCCGGAUGAAGAUUCGCAUUUGCUAUGGUCACUGGAAAAGCGUGGAUUUCCUGAAUCAUGGGGAUUAUAA